Thlaspi arvense is the source of this 4126-nucleotide messenger RNA. The record is from the annotation of a GenBank genome assembly. Lineage: Eukaryota; Viridiplantae; Streptophyta; Magnoliopsida; Brassicales; Brassicaceae.
CGGACGAGAAGCGAGAGUAGGUUAAGAAACGUCCUCUAGGCUGUUGUGGACACGCUGGGCAUUCUGUAUAAAAACACCGUUCGUCGUCUUCAUCCUCCACCACAUGUAUCCAUCUUCUUCUAAAUUAUCUCUCUUCUCUCCUUCUAGCUUUCUCAAAUUUUCUCACCUUCUUCCCCUCUUCUAUCAGCGAUUAAUUGUGAAUCCACCUGCCCUUCCUCUGUAAGCCAUGGGCGUCGCUGUUCUACAUCCUCAGGACUGUUUGAAGCAACCUUUCUCCCACAUGAAAUAUCCUCGUAACCCUAGCACAUGCCCCAACAGGCAGAAAAAGCCGGUUGCCAACCGCACGCGACGGAGCCCUCCUCGCAAUCAAGCCACCAGAUCUCCUCCUAUAGCGCCGCCGCUUCCUCCACCUCGCGUGACCAUCGUUCCGAAGGGAACGGCGAAGAAGAUCACCAACAACAACCCCCUCGUUGGACAUGUCAGAAUCCUGAAACGCGGUGAGGAAAUCCCUAAGAUUGCCGCGGAUCAGGUUGCGGAAAUCCCUAAGACGGUCGCGGAUCCGGCCGCGGAAAUCCCUAAGGCGGUCGCGGAUCCGUCUGUGGAAAUCCCUAAGAAGACCGCCGAUCUGGCUGUGGAAAAGCCAGAUCUGGGAUCUACUCGUCGGAUUGGCCCAGAUCCAGGCCUGAUUCCGAGUCAGAUCCGUCUCUCUGGCCGUAAAUACAAGGCCGCCCCAUUUUACGCCGGCCCUGUGACCAUGACCUCGCCGCCUCCGAGCGACGUUCCGCUUCCAGCCUUUUUCACCACGAAGAAGAGUGUCUCUUUGUUCCAAGCCGCCGACGCAACCAACGAUCUGAUCAGGAUCCUCCGCCUAGACAUCGCGUGACCGCGUAUAUCUUCGUUCAUCUCAGAUUUUUUAUAAUCUCUCUGAUGAUCCAACGUAUAUCACUGUUACAAAUUCCAUUUCUCAAUCGUCCGAGUCCGACUUAAAAGCGGGAGAUCUACAACAAAAUAUCUCCAGACGACGAAUCUAGAAGAUGAAGAAACAUCUUCGUUAUGAAUCAUUUCGAAUCUUCCCUUAUUUUUUCAAGGGGCAAGGUCGAAAUAUCUUCUUAACAGGUUUUAGUUUCUCUUCUUAGGUUUUAGUGUUUGUGUAAGAGUAUUAUGUGCAUAGGAUUUUACUUUUCGUUGUGUCUUAAUUUCUGUUUAAUUAUCGGUUCUUCUGGGUAAAUUAUAGGUUCGCUCUGGGUUUUCUUCCUCUGUUGAGUCUCUUGUUAUUCCCUAGUGUUCUUCGUUUGUGUCCUUUUUUCUUUUUUCUUAUCGUUCGGUUAAGUAUAGAGAUGUAGUUACUGGUGAGAUGAAUCUUUAGGUUUCGUUGUAUGCUCAGUAUUACAAUCCUCUGUACUUUUAUCUUUGUAUUUCAUCUAAUCUAAGUUUUUAUUUGGUUUUCAUUCUAUGGUUGAUUAAGCAUUUUCUUUCCUAAUUGAUCUUCCAAUUCCAUUAAUCCUGAGUUCAAAUAAGACUCGCAUAUCUGAGUUUAUACAGAAGAUGCUUAAAACUGGAGAAUUAUUUCGACUCAAUCCUUUUAAGUUUGCUACAAGUUAGAAACAACAACGAAAUCUUGAAUUCUUGAUGUUUGUUAUUGUUGUACCUCAAUUAUUAACUAGCUGGAACUCUGUGGCACUUCCAAGUUCAUAAUCAAAUUAAGUUUGAGGGAAGAUGAUAUAUGUUAUUCUCCAUCAGGGAAGAUAUAUACAGUGUUGUUAGGUCUAUCACACGCUAAGACAUUGUCACGAAUUGGUAAAUGAUUUGAAGACUUGUACAAUAUAUAAAAGAACGCCACUUGAUCCAUUUGGACUUUCUCACCGAGUUGUUCUUGAUUUUUAUAGGAGAUAGUUUUCAACGAACUUGAUUUAUCUCAAUUUUUGAGCAAAUGGAUGUCGUCGUCAGUAUUUCAUUUUUCACAUGUUUGCCACUUGGGUAGUCCGCGUUUAAAGUUAUCUGCUCUUAAUGUUGAGCAGCCCGAUUUAAGGCCCAUAAGUUUACGCUGUAAAACUUGCGUUUUGUCAUAAGCUUCCGCUUAAUCAAAGUGAAAUUACUCUAGUCACAGUUUGAAGUUUUAUAGGUUUAGGGUUAAUUCGUCGGAAUAAUUAAGAGAAUCUGCGUUCAAAUUGCAUGAAAAGAUAGGGUAACAUAUUUCAUAUUAUUAGUUAUGAUAGAAACUAUAAUAUUUGUUCACCUUUAAUUUUAACAACUUGCCUUGGCUUUUACAUCGGAUCAAAAAAUUAUUUACGAUGGGUGACGGAGCUCGUUAACAGUUGUCAUUUAUUCAUUGGUUGAAGAUGACGCGUCAAAGCUGAAUCGAUUAUGUAAGGGCACGUCAUCCUUUAUUUUUCUUCCUAUGCAAUUGAGAAUAAAAAAAUCAAUAAAAAUAAUAACAAUUGAUGGUGCCCUAAUAAGCAAACGUUGAUUUUCUACCUUAAUCGGAGAGAGUAGCAAGAAGACGAACCCAAAAUUAAUUUUCCCAAUUUUAUAAUUGCAGAGCAGUUUCUAUUGGGGAAUCUUUACAUAUAAUUUUACAUACACUUUUCUCACACAACUCAAUUUUUGGGUCCCACAUUAUUUAUUUAUUUACUCGAAAAUUAAAUCCAAAUCUGCAAUCCAUCCAGCGAUGGACCCGAUCUUGCAUUUUCGCAUCGACAUUAAAAUGGGAAAAAAAAAAAUCAAUUUUAUUUUUCCAAAUAAAAAAGGAAGGAAAAUGAAAAUGGGAAACAAAAAGAGAGAAUAAUUUAGCGAGCUUCGUAUAUAACACCAUCCAUCUAUCUUUUUCUCCUCUAUUUCGAUAUUUCAACUUACUCUGUCUCUCUUUCUUCGCCAUUCUCUCUCCUCUGUAACUUCUCUUCUUUCUUCUCUCUCGCUGCUUCUGCUCCGUAUCUGAUUCCCUUUUUCUACGGGAGCUGAAGAUUUGAUUAGUGUAGCGUCGAUGAAGAAAAUCACAUCGGCAGCGGCUAAGAUGGCAGUCAAGGAUGAGUGGGUGGCGGCGGCGAUGACGGACGACCAGAUAGUGGUGGAGCUUCUUAUACGUCUGAAGCACGCGGGGACGGUUGUUGCAGAGAAUCCGGCGGUGAAUCUGCCCCCGUUGCGGUGGGGAAUCCGUCAACGACGGUCACGGUCCUCAAGAUUUGAUGGCGGAGGUCUCCUCGUUUCUUCGAAGAAGGAUGUGGAUUCCGCUAGAGCCAGUCCAAAGACUCCGCUCUCCUGGAGCGGCGGAUCUGGAAGCGGUGGCAGCUCGGCAUCUCCAUCCGCCGCAACCGCCGAUGGAUUCGAGGACACCAGUCGCCAAGCUAGCUGCUCCACAUCUACAGGAUCUGGAUCUAAGGCUGCCGUUGGACAGCUGCAUAUCCGUCAUCUCAAUGGAUUUUCCGUUCCGAUCUGGCCGGCUUUUCCCACAAACGAAAUCACUAGUUCCUUUUCCAAGAGAUUGAGAAAAAAGAAGUCUUCUUCUGAGCUUAAAGAGGAAGAGAACUUGAAGUUGAAGGAAAGACGUAACCUUGAAAGGGAGAUGGAAAGUCUCCGAGCAACGUUCAACGAACAAAACGUAAGGAACCAAAGGUUGAAGAGGAUUAAGCUUGACUAUAACUCAGGCCGUGUCAAGAACGAGACUCAGGUUCAUAAAUCCCAACCCGAAUCAAAAGCUUGCAGAGUAAAGGGCAAAACCGCUAGCUCGGAAAACCAGGAGAGCUUCUUCUUCCUCCCUGAUUUAAACAUGGUACCAUCCGAGGACGAGAUAUUGUACGGAACUAGCUAAGUGCCUAAUCUCAAGAAUAUCGAUCUCCAUCUUAUUACAAUCAAGAAGGGAGCCAGAGAUUUUAACAAAGAAAAGUGAAUGCAAUAAGAGAUUUAAUGUCUCCCAUCAUUCUUGUUCUCUGUUUCCUUCCUUUUUUUGGGGGUAAAAUGCUCAUUACUUCUUGGUUUUUUAGAAGAAGGUAGAAAUUAGGUUCUUUAAUUUUUUUUUUUUUUUUGGUUUUUCUCUCUUUGUACCGAUUCGUUGUAGUUAAAGCUUUGUUGGAAAAUGUUGUUAAAGGAAAAAGUAGGACAACUAAUAUACUUUAAUGUUUCGAACUUUUCC